Aspergillus ibericus CBS 121593 is the source of this 680-nucleotide messenger RNA. RefSeq names its product putative RING finger domain protein. The transcript is spliced from 3 exons. Lineage: Eukaryota; Fungi; Ascomycota; Eurotiomycetes; Eurotiales; Aspergillaceae. The record is from RefSeq and is a predicted model, not a curated record. Bases 105 to 566 code for a protein of 153 amino acids. Gene Ontology annotation, molecular function: ubiquitin protein ligase activity. Gene Ontology annotation, biological process: protein ubiquitination.
GGCUUUUGGAAGGGCAAAGUGAAAACAAGACCUACAAGACCUUUUCGGCCUCGGUUGCAGCUGCGCUCGUCCCAAUCCGCCCACCCGAGUCCCUGCGACGAGACAUGGGGACGUCGGAAAGCAACUCCCCUCAGGUGAAUCACCACAUGGCCAUUGUCUUGGGUAUCGGACUCGGAGUUGCGACCUUAAUUAUCAUGUGUUUGCUUCUGACUCUUUUCGUCAAUCGCCGCGAGCGCCAUCCGGUCCUCAAAAGCAAAGGCAGCUCCAACGACAAACUGCGCCGGCUGGAUGCCGUCUCCCCGACGCGGACUCUGGAAGACUGGUGGUCGCGAGCCAAAGGGCCGCUGCUCCCCUCCGAAGGUGUGGAAGGCGACUUUAUAUGCGUGGUUUGCCUGGAAUCCGUCCUGCGCUGCCAGGAGAUCCGAGAACUCAAAUGUCUGCACGUGUUCCAUAGAGAGUGUCUAGAGAAGUGGUAUUUGCAAGACCAUUUCAAUUGCCCACUCUGCCAUCGAGCUUAUUACGUGCAAGAGACGCAUCCUAGCAAUGAGUUUGUGUGGAUGGUGUGAAUGGUGAUCACCCCCUGCCACCGACUUUUUCUUGCAACUCUCAAGGCAUUCGUCUUACUCCAUUCCGAUAAUGUCGGCCAGAACCGCAGCACCGUCUGCUUCUUGUCUGGUUCU